This is a messenger RNA of Pocillopora meandrina, 27248 nucleotides long. Lineage: Eukaryota; Metazoa; Cnidaria; Anthozoa; Scleractinia; Pocilloporidae. The record is from the annotation of a GenBank genome assembly.
GCAGGCGUGAUGAGUGUGAUCGAGAGGAAAGAGAUCAGAAAAAUUCCUCUAAGUUCAUCUUUGUAGCUGCGGAAAACUGUCAUUUGUGGAGGUAUCAUCAUGUCGACUUCACCUUACCAUAUAGCGUCUCUUUUGGACAAGGUAAUGUGCAUUUGAGUUAUUUCACUUUCUUUGGCGAUGGCAAACUUUUCAUUUUAGUUUGUGUACGUGUGGGUGCAGGUUACAAUGAUCCAUGAUCCGAUCCCACCGCUGAUAACUGACAGUGCAGUUCUUCAAUCGAUUAUUUAUGCCACUUUGUUCCAUCAAAAAGGUGUGAGCUUUUUGGUGAGGACGGUUUCAUUUCGACUUAUUGUAAAAUAGGCACUAGAAGGGAUUGAAUUCGUUUACUUGUGAUCUCGAAAACAAAAAGAGAAAUGUCAAACAGAUUGCAGAAUAAUUGUAUCCGCUCAGCUUCGAUCAGUGAUCGCGCAUGUAUGAAAAAGCCCACUUAACGGCAGCUCGGAGUUAGUAGAUUGUUAUUUUCUGUCGGUUACCUUUCCUCUUACGCUGAAACUGGGUAGAUAUGGGCUCGCAACUGCGAAAGACGUCGUUUACAUCUUGCGCCUCUCUAUUCAUGACAGCCUGACUGUAGUCUCCUCUAUGGCUGCCUCUUGCUACUCAGAUGUACUCAAAACGAUCGGUGAAAAAGUAAAUGCAGAUAAAUCUGUGUUGAGUGAAUGGGUAUUCCAAUAUGUAGUGAAGAUAAUAUGUUCCAUGUAAAUUUACCAGCCAUGUCCAGUAGACUUCCUUGUACUCAACUGUCAGUGAUGAUCAGUUCUCAUAUUCUCCACACUGAUUUGAUAUAAUGUAGUGAAAAGGGAGAAGGCUAUCUCCAAAUUUCCGACUUAACAUUGCAGGGUUAAUUUACAAACAACAGUGUAGUCAUCAGUUACAGAGCUUUGAAGUUGAUUUAAUCCUUUAACUCUCGCUAAUGACUAAGACUGUAUCUAUACAAUAUCAUGGAGACAAGUGAUGUGAAUAAAGAAAAAUAUCAAGGAUGAGAUUACUAAUUGAUCUGGUACCGAAUUAUCCAAACCAAUGUAAUGAGAAUCAUUUGGCAGACUGUAAGGAGAAUUGGGAGGUAGAGGAUUAUAGGGAACAGAGUGAAAUUUCAACCACAUAGCCUUCAAUUGUAAUGCAGUAGGCAUCACCUUCCUGGAGAGAGAGAGAGGAGGGGAGGGUAUGGGGGCAUACUCCCCAUUACUCUGUGCGAGAAUAUCCUCUGUUGGAUGGUGUUUGAAGCAAAUAAAAAGGGAACAAGGAGUAAAUGAUGUUUAGAAGGAUAAUUGAAUUAAUACGUAGUAACCAGUAACAAUAACAUCAUUUUGCUAUCUCAAAAUCAACAAUUUAGAUGAAAGAAGUUUAAAUGCAUGAAAAAUAAUAGUUUCAGUGUAGGAGCAUAAAAUUGAAUUUGUCUGCUCUGUAGUAGAUAAAAUUAGCUUUUGGGUGUGAGAAGGUAAAAUGGUAAUGCUGCCAAAAAAAACAGGAUUUUGUUACAGCUGUGUUGCUCUGUUUCUUUGUUUGUUUCUUUUUAAGAACAUCUGUUGCAAGUGCUUUAAGUUUUUUCCUUUCUUUUUGUGGAGUACCUAUGUGUCAGCUGUAGACACUUACAGUGAAACAAUCUAUGAACAGUCCUGACAUAGCCUUCCCAUUUUUUUUUCAUAAGAAAAUUUUAUCUGUAUUUUAAAUUUGCUCUGUGAAAGAUAUAUAAAUUAAUUUAAAUAGUGUUCAAAUAAUGCUUUCCUUUUUGCAAAGUAUUUUCACAUGUUCUCUCAUCACUACAGUUCUCAAAGCCCAGGGCUAAAAAUUAACUCCAGUGCUCGGUGGCCAGUCGGACCAGUUUCCUUGAAUUCUUAGUGGCCCAUCCCAAAAUGAAGUAGCCCUCGAUUUCCUCUGGUUUAAAAUGAAAAACUUGAAUAAAUGCCCCAUGGCUUUUAACAAAGCAUUAACUAAAAGGAAAGAAAAAGCUCGUGAAAUCACUGUUAAAACAGCUCAGAAUUUCCACUUCAGAACUAAAUAAUUCGUUAAAAUGGAUGAUCUUAGAGUCCUGGCAACAAAAUGAAGAGAAGGGUUAUCCAAUUAAACUACAUAUUGAGUUUUAUUUUUAACUUUGUACUUUGCAUAAUUUACAUUGCAACUUUUCAAAAUUUUGUAGCAUAGUCGCACAUCGGGCAUUCAAACCUUAACUUUUGGUGGCCCUGGUCAGUUUGAACUCGGCACUGGUGACUUUGCGACCGCCAAUUUUUAGCCCCAAAAGCCCAUAGUAUCUGAGAAAAGAAUACAGUCAUGUGUGUUUUAUAGAGCCUGGAGGGCAGUUUUAGUCUGAAGACAAACAAACCUAAAUUUUAAACUCUGAAGUCUCCCAACUAGUAAUUAAUUUUAUUUCCCUACACAAUUAGCAUCAUGUCUUUUGCGCGUUUGCUUGUAUUAAUUGUCAUUCUUUGGCUUGUGUUUAGAUGACAUCAAGUGACAAAGACUUCAGAUUUAUGGCAACAAAUGACUUGAUGGCUGAACUCCAGAAAGAUUCUAUAAAACUGGAUGACGACAGUGAAAGAAAGGUCAGUUAUGCGUGCAUGUACUCAGCCAAAACUUAUAUUUCCUGGGGCUCCAAGCACACCUUGUUUCAAAGUACUUCUCUUUUCUUUUCUCUUUUGUUUGUUUGUUUUUUGCGAUGUCAACCUUUACAUACCUGUAAGCAGUUGUAACCUUUUUUUUCGGAUCAUUUCAGGUUGUUCAGAUGCUUUUGAAAUUGCUCGAAGAUAAGAAUGGUGAAGUACAGAACCUUGCUGUUAAAUGGUGACUAUGUCAUUUUCUUGGCAUCUUUUGGUUGACAUGAUCUGAUACUCUAAAUAUUACAGAAAAUUAAUAUUUUGUAUUCAAUCAUGAAACCUCUGGACCUGGUCCAGAAUUACAAUUCACAGUCAAAACAGUCCAAAUGCACCUCUUGCUCAAAGAGUAACUAAAUUCAGAGAAAUUUACAUGAACGCCUUCAUCUCCCUAAAUCCAAUUGAAAUUUGAUGUGUUUUUGCAUGGAAUAUUCAACAGAAUUUGUGUUAUACAAUCAUUUGACUGAGCUUCUAUUCAGGGUUUUCAGCAAGAAGUGGUGGCUGGGAAAAUUCACCAGCUGGAUGUUCAGUAUCUGGCAUGUUUGGCAAACACUCCCUUCCUAACUCUUUAAAUCCCAGAUCAAAUUUGUAAUUCUCCUUACUGUCUACCAUACAAUUCUUACAAUAUUAGUUCAGCUAAUUUAGUAUUGGAUCAACUAAUUAUCCCCCAAUUGAUAUUUUUCUUUAUUCUCAUCAUUUGUCUGUUUGAUAUUGUAUUGAUAUUGUAAGGAGAAAUUCUGUCUUGGUCACUCAUGGGAGUUAAAGGGUUAACUUACUCCUGAAUCUUUGUUGCCUAUUUGGAUUCUUACUGAAAAUUCUGCUCUUUUGAUAACAUGUCUUAUGGUAUGGUGUAUGUAUAUGUAUAUGUAUCCAUACUUCUUAUCUUUCUUUUAAUCCCAUUUUGCUUUCUCUCUCCUUCCUGUCAUCUUUCCCAUCUAUAAACUUCUCCUCUGUCUCCCUCUUGUUUCAGUUUCUUUUCCCCUGUAAUCUUCCUUUCGUCUUCACCCUAGAGUCAGUGUACAUGUACAUAUUUUCCAUACUGUUCUCUAUGCAUUUCCAUGUAACUGUCAGUAAAAAAAAUUAAUGUGUUGUAUUGUUGUUAUUUUUACCAUCUCUAGCCUUGGCCCUCUGGUUAGUAAAGUCAAGGAACAUCAUGUGGAGACCAUAGUUGAUUCACUCUGCUCAAACAUGCUGUCAGACAAUGAGCAACUGAGAGACAUUUCAAGUAUUGGUAAGCAGUUAAGAAUCAGCAGACUUUGUGAAUGCAUAUUUACACAGAGGACAUGUCUUUUGUGCAAGAUAACACCUUUGGACUAGGAAAAAGUUUAGUCUUAUGAGAAGUUAAAUCAUCAGUGAUGAACAAGUGUAGGAAUAGAACUUGAAGGCUUGGUAGCAUGACAGUGAGUUACAGUUAUCCUCACCAAGUUGCACUGAGGUGCCACAAAACAAUGAGCUGGAAAAGAAGGUGCACAGGGGAUUGAAUUUAUCUGAGCUUGACGCUGGGCACUGAAAUGUCUACUGUGUUUAAAAAGGAAAUAUUAACCAAUUGAUAUAAUGAAUUCAACAACUGACUGUAUAAAAACAUACAUUCUGUACAGUAUUUGAAAUGAUCUGAUGUCUGCAAGAAAGCUCUACUUUUAAACAUUUCUUACUGUCCAUAUUCAAUACUGUAUAUCAAGCUUUGCUGAAAAGGUUUUCCUUUUGAGGGAAAUUUCCCAUACAGAUGCAAAGGAUAGAUGUACAUGUAUGUUGUACUUGUCAUUGUAGGUUUGAAAACAGUUAUUGGUGAAUUACCCCCUGCUUCAUCUUCACUGGCAGCCAACAUCUGCCGAAGAAUAACUGGUAGACUCACAAAUGCUAUUUCCAAGGUAACUGUUUUAAGAAAUGCAGGCAGCAUCUCCUUGCAAUGGAUAUUAACAGAAAAAUUACUCUUGUAUUCAUGUUAUAACAUUAUAAAAUGUGACUACGGUACACUUUUGUACAGUACAUUGAAAACAGAACAACACCUGUAUGUGGUGUUUCUCAUGCAUCUCAGUUAUGAGUAAUUGGGCUUAGUGUCUUUUUUUUUUUUUUUUUUUUGGAGAUAGCUAACUCAACAAGGUUUUACAUCUUGAACAAAUAUUUUGGUUUUAUGGAUUUCCUGUUAGUGGAAAGUUGACUGUGUAUAGAUUGGUCCAGAAUUUUUUUACCAAAGAAAAAUUUUAUAUAAACAAUUUUACACUGUCAGCAUGGAAACACCUCCUCAGUGGAAAUUCUUGAUUUGAAUGUGUCAUGUGAUUCCAUACCAAUUAGGUUAAAAAAUAAUUUGAUGCAAUUUAGAUUUUUUUGUGUUUUACUAUUUGGCAAAAUGUGCAACCCCUCCAUUCAUGUAAGCCUUUUUACAGCUGUAUGUACUGCACUAUAUAGUUGUGUUAUUUUUUUUUUUUGUCAGAGCACUGAUGUUUCUGUCCAGCUUGAGGCCUUGGAUAUUCUUGGUGAUCUUUUGAGCAGGUUUGGAGGUGAGUGAAACAAUCUUUCCUAAAUGUUAAAGUUGUAUUAUACAGCAUCAGCUAAACUAACACAGUGAUGCAAAGGGCUGAGGCUUGCAAGGUCAGCCUUAAAAAUUGUUCACCAUGGCCAAUUUACAGUAUCAACUCAGUCGAUAACCCCCCCCCCCCCAAAAAAAAUAUCUUGCAACACCCCCCUUCCUUAUCACAGCAGCACAGUUUCAUCAUGAACUUACCCCCCUCUUAAUCCUUUCCCUGCUCAUGCCCACUCACACAUUGUAGUCAGUGAAACUGUAGACAUGAUUAGUAGUCACUCCUAGAUGCAAACCAGUUAAUCCCUGAGAGGGACUAGCAUCUAAAUUUUCCGUUUUAAUAUCACCCCUGAGUCCAACAUGAGAAUACAGGAAAUGAUAAUUAAAUGAAGAACCUCUUGAUUGUUAAUCAAAUUCUCCUUGCCAGCACAUUAGAGAAUGUAUAAAGAACAGUAUGGAGAAUAUGCAUACUGAUAUUAGGGUGUAGAGGAUUAACAAACAAUUAUUAUUAAUUUGACAGGACUAUUGGUAUCAUACCACCAGUCUAUUCAGCAAGCUCUGUUACCACAAUUAACAAGUGCCAGGCUUGCUGUCAGAAAGAGAACCAUCAUUGCACUGGGUAAUAAAAUAACCUUCCUGAGUACUUUGAAUUCGCAUGAAUGAACAUAUUAUACUAGAAUUAUGCUCCAGAAACCAUAAGUCUCUGUCCCUGUCACGAAAGGUACAUGUAUUAUUUAGAAGGUUAAUUUAUAUAGUAUACACUAUUUUUAGGUUUCACAGAGUAACCAGACUGCUGUACAAUAAUUGUCUUUAAAAAAUUCUGAACGUGCUGGUUGCCAUUUUGAAAAUAGUAUACAUUUUAGUACUUUGCAUGUACAGCUGGAUUUCAUGAAAUCCAAAUUUUUUUUCUUAAAUUGCUGCUACCCUGAUUGUACGCAUAGCUGGAAAAUCAUUGUUGGGGCAGGGCUGUCAAAAUAAACUGGCAGAAUGACAUUGUGCUACCUUCUUUAUAACACAAACUGGUUUUCAAAAUCUUUUUGUCAACCCUCUCAGAUUGAAGAGCACCUUUGAUGGUACAUGUAGCUCUUUGGUAAACCUCUCAGGAAAUUAAUUGUACAUGUUUGACAUGAUUGUGUUCAAUGCAGGUCAUCUUGUGUUAAGUGCAAACAGCAGUUUGUUUGUUGAACUAAUGGAUCAUUUGCUUGCUGAACUGAAGCAAAAUGCCUCACAUUCUACAACUAGAACUUUUAUCCAGUGCAUAGGAGCAAUAUGGUAAGUCACAUUCUUUUGUAUGGAAACUCCACACAAUGAAUUGUUUUAUCACGAAUCCCUCUUUUUAUUUGGUUUUCAUUUGUUGAAGUGAAACAACUGCAGAGAAAGAAGCCAAAAAAAAAAAAGAAAAAAAUAAAGGAAAGAAAAAUUAGGCUUUGGUGGAUUUUGAACCCCUCUUCCCAGAUAUGAGUUGAUUGAAACUCUCAGCUUUCUCUACAAUUUUCCAAUUGAUGUGCAUUGGUGGGGAUCAGUUUGUCAUUUGACUGUUACAUUUGAUUGUACCUUAGUCGCCAAGCUGGUCACAGAGUUGGAGAACAUCUAGAGAGAAUCAUACCCAUGAUAGUACAAUAUUCUAGAGUUGAAAAUGAUGAUGAGCUGAGAGAAUACUGUAUUCAGGUUAGCCUUGACUCCUUCUUUGAACUACCAGCAUGCAGAACAGUUUCCUUUACAUGUGCUGUUAUGUUCUAUUCCAAGAGCACUAUAUGUAUUUCUGAGCUUUUGGUCCAACUCCAUGUGCUUCAGAAAUGUAACUCUUAGUUUGCUUAGUCUGUAAUAUUCCCUUGAAACUUUUUACAAAACUUUAUUCAUUUUUUGUGAACUCUUUGCAAUUAUGAGAUGAGCAUUCAAGCUCAUAUUAGGAACUUAGGCAAGUCUGUGUGCACAAAGCUGGCCCCAGUUGAUAUCUUCCCUUUAUACAACUGGAGCCUGGAGUAAAAAAAUAUGCAAGGCUUUCACAACAUUUCAAAAGUUUCUCUGUUUUUCCCCCACCCCACUCAAUAUCCUUGCAAUGUGAAAGAGUAUUAAUAACAGAAAGUGUUUGGUGCUGCAACAAACUUACUUUCCCCACAGUGUUAAUAUUGUGCUAUGAAAGGAGACAAUAUGUAUCUCAGCACAUAAAAAAAGAAUAUCAAACUGGCACUAAUAACAUUUCAAGUGGUUUGUGUGGUGCACAUGUGUUGUGCUACAUUAUAUGAUGCUUGAAAAGGGUUUGUUUGGUGCACAUACUGUUGUGCUACAUUGUAUGAUGCAUAAAGAGGUUUAUGCACUGCACAUGCAUGUGCAUAUUUUAUGAUGCCUGGGUUGUGCCGGUUGUGAAGUAUGUCUCUCUUUGUUUCUUUUGUAGGCAUUUGAAUCAUUUGUUUGCAGAUGCCCCAAAGAAGUAACCUCUUAUAUUCCAAAGGUAAUUGUAGAGAGAGGAAUAUAAGGAAAACUCAUGCUGUUGCUAAACUUCAAAAGAUUGUUAGUGCUAAUCCAGGAUUAAAAUCCAAACGUGGAUUUGAUAAACAUUUUCUUAUGGCAUAAAUACAAUGUACAAAGGCUAAACUUUUACAGGGUCUCAUCUCGGUUUAAAACAAUACUAGAGGAAACAAAACAUUACACACAUCUAUGCUAUGUUAAAUGAUCUUUUUAAUUACCUGGCCAAGCAAUGCUGCUGCAUUAUUAUUAUUUUACACAUCUCUAUUCGAAAAUUACGAGAAACACUUUGUUAAUUAAAAGUGGUACCUCUAGUGUGUACUGUUUUGCUCUCGCUUGAUUUCCUUCCAAAAAACAAGAACAACAAAAACAACAAUGAGACGACAACAGCAAAAUCAAGUUUGUGACCAAGGGCAGUCUUUACCCAACCCUCCAUAGAGAGAAGUUUAAUAUUGAGUGUCGAAAUACCAAAAGAGAGAAAUCACGACAGUCUGUUAGAAGAAAAAAUAAAGCAGAUGAUUAGCCAAAGGGAAAUCAAAGUAAAAACGGGCAGAUUGCCAAAAGCGCGGGAAAACGCGGGUGUUCAAAUCACGAUUGGUUUUAAGUUUGCGUCCAGACAAAUCUUAGAGCAAAGUAAAGCAAAACUAAAGUCCAGGAUUGCGAUUGACUGAAAUGAAAAUGACUUUCAACAAGCUGUAAAAAUUAAUGUGACAUGUAUUCGUCUGCUGUUCCUCAGAUUACAGAGCUCAGCCUUGAGUUCAUUUGUUAUGAUCCAAACUAUAACUAUGGAAGUGACGACGAAGAUGAAAGCAUGGAAACAGACUUGGAUGACGACGAGGAGGAGUAAGUAUUAACCCUUUACACCCUAACAUCAGUAUGCAUAUUCUCCAUACUGUUCUCUAUACAUGUCCUUUGGUAUUGACAAGGAGAAUUUGUUUGACAAUCAAAGCUUCUUGGGUAGGCGAUCAUUUCCUUUAUUCUCAUGAUCUUAGUGAAUGAUUCAGCAGUAUAACUGUAAGAAGAAAUUACAUGCUGGUCACUCUAAGGGGUCAAAAAUUUUAAACAACAAAUUACAGUCUAUAGCUGAUAUUUAGAAUCCUGGCCGACUCAAACCAAAAUUUAUUUCUUCCUAGAUUUUCGUUACUUGUAACUCCCCUCUGCUCACUCUGUAUGCAAUUGUACACUUGAUAAACAGUAUCCUGUAUGUAUCUUUUUAGACGUUUUGAUAUGUAGUAUCGCUGAGCAUCUUUACGAGUUAUGCCGUACUUUGACAACGAGUAAAAAUACUCAGCGAUACAACACACCAAAACGUCUAAUAAGUUAUUUUAUUCCCAACUGCUUUAAUUUUUUUUUUCUGCCAAAAAUGUCAGCUAACUUCUCACAAGGAAGGGAAAAGCAAAGCGGAGAGAGAAGCGUAGCGCGCGCAGCCGACCGGUUAAACAGGGUUUUUUUUUUACAGUACAAAAUAACCAACUGUAUAAUAUCGCAGAUGAUGUAAGGAGAAAUUAGAUGACAGUCACCCUUUACACCCUAACAUCAGUAAAGCUAUUCUCCUUACUGUUCCCCAUAUAUUCCUUAAGGUGCUGACAAGGAGAAUUUGUUGAACAAUCAACAACUUCUUUAGUUGCUGAUAAUUUUGUUUAUUCUCGUGACCUUACUGCAUGAUUCUGGGGUGAUUUUGUAAGGAGAAAUUAGGUGCUAGUCACUCUGAGGGGUUAAAGGGUUAAAGGGUGUACAGUAGCUUAGCUGCGUCAAGACUUCUGUGGGUCCUGAGGAGGUUUGAACAAGACAAAGACAAAGGAAUUUUAACUGAAUACAAUGAUAUACAAUGUUCUUCAACUUGUGGGUUGUUACCACUCUUUAUAGGGACGAAGAUGACGACUAUAGCGAUGAUGAUGACAUGAGUUGGAAGGUAAAUGUAAUAUGGCCACAUGAGCGUGUACUUUGUAUUCGAUAUUAGUGGAGACUGUGGCAGAGCUUGGUAACUCUGAUACUUGAGAUAUUGUAGCUGUGAAUGACCAAUGAAUGACUGGUAUGUACUUCACACCAUGCUAUUGACAACAUGUGUUGGAAAAAUUUUCAAUAGGCCAUUUUACAGUUGUGUACUUAGUUGCCAAGCAUUUGAUUUGUAGUAAGGCUGAAGGCGACCUUGUUAUGAUAGAAAUCAGUAUCUUGUUAGCAUGAUAACAAAGUAAUUUACAUUUGAAAAGUAACAAGGUUUGUAUCAUAACAAGGUCAACCUUAGCCUCACUCCUGUUAAAAGCCUUGGCAACCAAGCACGUAACCGUAAAAUGGACUAUUGAGUGUCGAAUCCAGGAUUCCUUUGGUUGUGCUUUUCUUCGCUCUGUGAUUGGUCCAGAAAACUCUUGCAACUCUCAACCAAUCAAUGCAAAUCUAAAACCAAUCACGACUUGGUCGCCCGCGUUUUCCCGCGCUUUAGGUAGUUUGUUUGUCUUUACUUUGAGUUCUCAUUGGCUCUUAGAGUUAUCUUCAUUUCUUCUGAUUGGUCGUUGUGAUUACUUUCGUUUUGAUUUUACAACACUCGAUCCAAGCCCUCUAAUAUAGUCAUACAUUUUUUUAAAAAUUUUAAUAUAUAUAUAAUUACUGAUGUGCCUGGUAUAUAACCCUUCUUACUGUAUAGAGAGCAAUUGAUAUCAGCGAAAUCAUGGAUUGAUUUUUAAUCUCAACUGCAGGUUCGAAGAUCUGCAGCCAAGUGUUUGUCAGCAGUGUUAGGAUCAAGACCAGAACUGUUGUCUGAGUUCUACAAAUCAGUUUCACCAGCGCUUAUAGCCAGAUUCAAAGGUACAGCAGAUCAAUGAAGUAUUAGAAAAAAUAUUAAGAUUGGUCUCUUAAUCAAACAGUGUGGAUUUUUAUCUUGUAGAACGGGAAGAGAAUGUUAAAGCUGACAUAUUUGCAGCAUACAUCACUCUUCUGAGACAGACCAGGCCUGUGGCUAGUCAGACGCUGGAUGCUGAAGCUAUGGAAGACGAUUCAGGGUGAGAGGAAACUACAAACAAACAAACAACAGCAAACAACAUGUGACGUCUAUUACCGAGUCUCAUUACAUUAUUAGGAAAAAUAUAAUUGGUAGUAAUAAUCUGAAUUGAUUUUGUUUGUUUGUUUGUUUGUUUGUUUGUUUUUUUUAUUGUAGAAAGACGUUCGACAUUUGUUAUUAUUCCGCAUGACACUUUUUGACGUUGUUGAUCCUAACAGCGAAGAAACGCUCUUCCUAAAGCACUUAAGUUAAGGGCCUGGUCGCAGGCUAGUGACCGUCGUGGUCUGGUGUUAAUCAAAAUGACAUGUAAAACAAUCAUUGAUACUACACUGUAGCUGUCAGUCAUCGCUAUUAUCACUUAUCUUGAGUUCUUCCACAAAAUAUAGAAAAUACACUACAUGUACAGUGCACUUAACCCUUUAACUCCCACGAUCUCAUUAGUAAUUCUCCUAACUGUGUUCUUGUAAUGCUACUUUGGAGAAUUUGGUAUUGGAUCAACUUAUAAUCCCCUAACAUAUACUUUUCUUUUCUUAUCACUUGUCUGCUGGAUAUUGUAUUGAUAUUGUAAGGAGAAAUUCUGUUUUAGUCACUCAUGGGAGUUAAGGGUUAACAGCACAUUACCGUAUGUUUAUUUUUUUGCUCUUUGUAGCCCUGUGAAUCUCCUGACCACUCAGAUACCAUCCAUUGUCAGAGCUUUGCACAAACAGCUGAAGGAAAAGAGUGUGAAAACCAGACAGGUACACAUUUUCACGGUGUAGUUGGCUCCAUGACUCUUAAGCAUCGAGGAAAAAAACUGACAUGUUGCUUCUUUGAUUCAGAGAAGCGAAUUUUCCACGGAAAGUUUUCUCAAAUAUGUGAAUUUUCAUGAACAAUUUGAGAUAAACCAUAUGAAGUAUUUCCGCUCAAACGAGAGCAUUGUGCCCGCCAUGCUUCAUGCUUUCAGCUGUUCAUAUCCACUUGAGUAGGUUAGAGAGCACUCAAGAAGCGAGGGUUGUUCUUGGUUACGCCUCGAGAAAUUCCUACACCUCGCUCUUGCUCUGCAAACUUCACCUAGUUAUACUCACAGCUAAAAGCGUGGAUCAAUUUUUGAUUGAAGAUGUACUUUCACUGGACUUAUUUAACUUUCUUCCAUUUCAGGGAUGCUUCCAUUUGUUGUUGGAACUUGUUGCUGUUUUGCCUGGGGCUCUGUCUGAUCACAUCAGUGCCAUUGUUCCUGGAAUACAGUUUUCACUUGGGUAAGGCGUUGUUUGCUUACACAAGAGGGUUUUGUGUACAGCAUUUCCGACAAGGGUGUGAAGCAGAGAUGUAGAAUUGUACGUGAAAAUGCUCAAAGGCUAUCUGAGUAGUGCUUGUUUUCUGAUGUUUGAAUAAAAUGCAGGUUAUUUUGUAUUUUAUUUGGAAAAAAAAAAGUGUCGUUGUCUCGUAUCGCGGAAAAUAAUGAUUGCCCUGUCCGGGCAUGCUUUUGAAGGAAUAUCUUUCACCGAGCAGCUUUGUAUAACGUUUGUUGACCGUGUACAGUGACACAAAAACGAAUGGUUUAUACCGAUACUUCGUCGUGGAAAUUUUGAGUUCUUGAGUACCUGAUUACUAAAAAUAUAACAAGCACUUCUUUCUUGAGGCCACGAAGGCAAUUAAAGCAGGAUGUGUUUGUUGAAUGGGCUAUUCUCGCUAAUUAAUUGCCUUACUUUACCAGUGAGAGUUCAAAGUUGUAAAUGGUUGCUUCUUAGACGAUGAUGUUUUUUUAAUUCAUAAAUAAUCGCCUUUUUUCUUACAUUCUUCCUGUUCUUUUCAGAGAUAAGAGCUCAACAUCAAAUAUGAAAAUCGACACCCUCGCCUUCCUUGGCUGCAUUCUAGCCCAACAUCCACCCAAAGUUUUCCAUCCACAUAUUCAAGUACUAGUUCCGGUAAGUAGUCAUUAUGUUUUAUUUUUGUUUUUGUGUUGUUGUUGUUGUUGUUGUUGUUGUUUACUACAAUUUGAAAUAUUGGGUGAGCAAGGCAGGGGUUUUGUUGAUGGCCGGUUAUCAGCAGUCUUCCGCCACCUGUAAGACCCCUUUCUGUCAUUUGUUCAGCCUCUCGGCACAUGCUUCCUAUUACACCAUCGACAGCCGCUUAUAAAAAGAAAAAAAACCUUAUUAAAACCCUAAUAAGGUGGUUGUGUUGUCUUCAAUUCCUUCAUUAUAGAAUGCAAGGGAACAUGAUUCGCAUAAUUAUGUAAAAGUGAACUUUCACUCGCAAAACGACAGAGUUGCACUCAAAAUUAGUUUUGCAUCUGAUUACUUAAGAAGGUGGCGUUAGAUUUGAAGAACCAACUCAGAAGUUGAGUCAGGCAAAAGCAGGAAAACCAUGAAUUACUUUCGACGGUCCUUUGGAACUUGCUCUUUUAUUUUACAACUUGAAGCAAUUAGAUCAGGUAGUCGACCUUAAUAUCUCUUGUUGAAACUUUUUUGUGUGUGUGUGUAUGCUCAUAGCCUGUUGUGACAGCAGUUGGCGAUCCAUUCUACAAGAUCACUUCCGAAGCUUUGAUGGUCACUCAACAGCUGGUCAAGGUCAUCAGACCUCACGGUAUGUCACAGAUGUCACAGUAUUUUGAGUCAUUCUUUGUGCUACAUGUAUGUGAGAUAUACGUUGACCUAACUUGACCUUAAAGUUAGCGCGUUGGACUCUGGGCUGAGAAGUCCGAGCUCAAGACUUGCCAAGACACUUUGCUCUUACGGCCCCCUCUUCCAUCCAGGAGAAUAAAUGGGUACCAGUGAAUUGUCAGGAAAGCCUGAUGAAAUGCUAGGAGGUAAUCUGCGCAAUGAAGUAGCAUCCCAUCCAGGGAGAUCAGUAAUACUAUAAAAACCGGGAUAAGCUCCUGCUUGAUGUGUCUCUCGGCUUUAGUACCGUUACCUUUACUUUAUAAAGACAUACACUCUAUUUAAAAUCUCCAUCAAGCUAGCGCUUCCGGCGUUUUUUGUUUUGUUUUGUUUUGUUAUUUGCGUGCCUAAAAGACGCGAGAUGGGACGAUGAGGGAAGGGUCAAAAUAAUUUAUUGGAGUUAAGGUACUGUAGUCCGAGAGGAAAGUGUCAUUAACUUGAGAUCUUAGAAGAGAAAAUACCCAUCGACCUCCUGCACACAGUUUCUCGAAUCGAAGCUCUGGUGCUCCACAUUGCUGUCUUUAUUUUCGUUAACCUUUUCCACCUUAACAUCAGUAUGCAUAUUCCACAUAGUGUUCCGUAUAUAUUUCCUAUGGUGUUGAAAAGGACAAUUUGUUUCACGAUUAGGAGUUUCUUUAGGUGGUGAUCAUUUCUUGUAAUUUUGUGACCUUCACGUGUGAUUCAGGGGUGAUACUGUAGAGUAGAAGUUAGACGCCAGUCAGCCUGAGGGAUCAAAGGUUUAAAGGUGCAGAAAAGUCAGCUGCGCAGAAUAAUUCCCAAUCAGCUGGCGUGACAGGAAUCACCAUACCGUUUUUUAACAUGUAACAAUGUCCUCGGACACAACAUUAAUUGCUGUUUCUCGUCAAAUCGAACAGGAGUGCCAGCAAGUGAAUUUGAAUUUAGGCCGUAUGUGAAGGAUAUUUACCAAUGUACUCUUGUCAGACUCAAAGCUGCUGAUAUUGACCAGGAGGUCAAAGAAAGAGCCAUAUCAUGCAUGUAAGUUAUGAUUAAGGUGUGUUCAUUUCUGUGGAAAGGUGCUCUGUGCAACAUUGAUGUUGAAUGGUUUUUCAAAAGCCCUACUCCCGAUAAUCGCUUGUCUUUGAACCAGGCAAAGAAACAUCGGUGAAAAAGAAAAAAAGCAGUUGAUUGGUUUGAAUUUGACUCAAUAAUUUUCGCUAUUUCAUCGCGGGCUUCAUCAGUGUUUUAAUUGGCACUCAAGCGUCUCAAGAGCCUUCUUGCCUGCUGUGGAUCGCCCACUUUGAUCUCGCAGACAAAGAAAGUUACUGGAAGCUGGUUUGCUUCCAGUAACUCUCUUUGUCUACAAAAAUACGGACAGAAACAAUCCGCGCCGUCUUUGAUUUCUUUUCCGUUUUUUAGACAUUAUUUUUUCAGCGACGAACUUCGAAGCUUUCGGUCAUCAAGAAUACUUGUAGAAAUGGUUUCUUUGUGUCGUUUUCUCCGAUCACACACGCCUUGUGCGAUUAUUACGAUGCUCAGAUAAGACUGUAUGACGAUUAGUUUCGAAAAGAAUAGGGCGUCGAAAGAUUAGAAAGUGAAGUAACAGUGGAAUAAUAAAUCCCCUAUUCGAUUGUUUAACAUAUAGUGCGAGGGGACAUUUUGCUCAUUGUUCGUAUGCUUCAUCGCCCAUAAGGGGCUCAGAGAAAUACUACGCAACUCGCAAAAUAUCCGCGCGUAUGGCAUGUUAAACCGUCGAACAAAGUAUGGUCUCACAAGAAAUCUCUUCUUUUGGCCACAGUUUUUUUUCAACCUCAAUAUUAGCCCGGCUUAACAGGUUAAAAGCUCGUGUUUAGCAUCAGUUCUCGGUGCACAAAAAAACAAAUCAAACAUGGGUGCAUUAUCUCUUCCAGUUGGCUUUAAAUGUUCCAAUGAUAAAGAUGUUUGUGUUUUUCAGGGGUCAGAUUCUGUGCAGCCUCGGCGAUGAACUUAGUCAGCAACUUCCACAGUGUCUCCCAAUAUUCCUUGAUAGACUGAGAAAUGAAAUCACAAGGCUUACUACUGUCAAAGCUUAUUCACUGAUUGCAGGGUAUGUCGACCAACUCCUUUACUCGCCAUUUGCAAUCAGCUGCGAUGAAAACACGUGGGACGCUCAAUCAAAUAGAGUUGUAUUGUAAAAUCAAUUUAGCUCACAGAUCAUUUUAGUUUCUAAGUUUCAAUAUGACGUGGGUUGGGACUGUACCUCCAUUUUGUAAAGUACCAUUUCAAUCUCUGCAUUAAUCUCCUCUUCAUAAGCUUUCCGAAGCCAAUGAAUUUCCGGACCCCAAGCUUAGACCUCUUUAUUUGUCUUUCAGAUCACCACUUAGAAUUGACCUCUAUACAAUACUGGUAGGUAUAAAAGGGAAUGAAAUCCUCAGGGUCUUGUGUAGCUCCAAUAAGCCGAAUAUUUCAUUCACUGAUCAUCUUUUUUUUGUUGUUUUUUUUUUUAAUCAUUGUGUUAGGGUGAUUCUAUGCCAAUUCUUGCCUCCUUCUUGCGCAAGAACCAAAGAGCACUUAAGCUAUCGACCUUGACAACCCUCAAUGUUUUGGUUACUAAUUAUGGUAAGACUUUUUUUUCUUUUGUUUAUAAUGUCAUCAUGAUCCCUUUUAACGAGGAGCGUACUAUAGUUUGCUAACGGCAUCCUUGGAACAGGCUCUGUGAUUGUUCUAACGGUCUAACUCCUAAGAGUACGAAGCAUCUAAUUUCUCCCAAAAAUAUCACCUCCCUGAAUCAAACAUUACCCUUUCACUCCCAUGAUCUCUUCAGCAAUUCUCCUUACUCUCUGCCAUACAUUGCUUAUAAUUUUAGUUUGGAGAAUUUGGUAUUUAAUCAAAUGAAAAAUCCACCAAUUGAUAUUUUUCUUUAUUCUCAUCACUUGUCUACUUGAGAUUGUAUUUAUAUUGUAAGGAGAAAUUCUGUCUUGGUCACUGUUGGGAGUGAAAGGGUGAAGGUCAUGAGAGAAGAGGAAAUGAUUGUACACUCGAAGAGCUCUUUCAUCGUGAGAAACAUUCCCCUUGCAAGGCGUGAAAUUGCGCCCAAUACAGGCGCCAAUGCGACUAAAUUUUUCACCUUGGCGACCAAAUCCUGAAAAUUAGUCGCCAAAUUGGCGACUAGAAUGUUUCAUCAUAACCUUAAUAAGAGAUCUAGUGAAUUAAAAAGAUUUGCAAAGACAAAUCCGCGGCAAACUUCCUCGUUAAGUUUGUUUCCAAAAUGCAGCACAUGCAUCUCGAUCGAUAACUAGACGCCAUCUUUGAUUUAGGUGAGCUUAAACGUUGCAUAUCAUCCAUCCUAGCGUCCAUUUUGUAGCACGUUAAAGAUCUUUUCCCCAACUUAAUUUCUAGAACGAUGACAGCGUAAAAAAGAGGUUUUGUUUGUCUUUGAAAAUGGCGACCAACUUUUCUUGAAUUGGCUACCACUUUGAAGAAUUUAGGAGCCAAGUGGCUGUCAGAAAAAAAAAUUAAUUUCACGCCCUGCCUUGUAAGUACCAUAGGAAAUGUGUAGAGAAUAUUAUGGAGAUUUUGUAUACUGAUGUUAGGGAAUAAAGCGUUAACCAAUGUGCUUCCGUGUUGUGUUUAGGUCAUUUAUUGUCUCAAGAGAACAUAUCAGGAGUAUUGACAGAGGUUCCGCCCUUAAUCAGCGAAAGCGAUCUUCAUAUCUCACAGGUAUGGGUUUCUGGCGCAUUUAACGCGUCGCGUUUCGAGGGCUGUGCUGUAAGGUUAAUGUGAGGGAAACAGAUGAAAACGACCGAUAACUUGAACUGCGGUUCAAGUUAUUGUACCCCUGCUUCCUCUACACCAGUUAAGCGCACUACUAACAACUGAGUUACAAAAGCUUACUGUUGAGAACGAGGCAAUCGUCAUCAACAGUGUUUUGUACUUUAUUUUUCACUCCAGUAUUUUAAUAUAUGUAAAGUCACUAUUGAACUCAAUAGAAGUUUGAUUAAGUUGUAGCUUUGUCAUCAACAGUGAAACUAUGUAGCUAUACAAAAAGGGGCUAUGUAGCUUUACAAAAGUUUCAUUAAUCCUGGGCUAGCAUAAGCGUGUUUUGAACAGUCUGGCACCACCACGCCUUUCUUUUUCCUAUACUUCUUUUAUUCCAAAUGCACUUUAUAACUUUGUGUGGUUUAUAUAAUUGAUUAAUUGAUUGAUUGAUUGAUUGAUUGAUUGAUCGAUCGAUCGGUUGAUUGAUUGAUUGAUUGAUUGAUUGAUUGAAUGAUUGAUAUUAUUUUCAGCUCUCACUUACAUUGUUAACUUCUGUUGCCAAGAUCCACAAGGACAGCAUGGCGCAGGUAAAGCCCCGUGAUUGCUACACGAACGAGCGUUUAUUCUUUUUUGCUAGGCUUCCAAUCCUUCACACCUUUCGGAGGGAGACAAAUGGCCAGCGUGUUCCAUGGUCUCUCUCCCUAUGUUCCUCUUGCUCCAGGAGGGGUGGGAAGAAGAAAAAUUUGGAGAACGACUUUGACAACUGUAGUUCCCAUUAGUGCUUAACCCUGACCCCUAAGGUUCUUUAUUUUACACCUAUUACUAGGCCACAGUCAGCAACAAAAUCAGUGGAAACACCAGUAGCAAUAAUUCUAGGCACUUCAUGCCACUUAACUCCGAGAAUCAAGGACUAGAUGAUGCUCGUGAUUAUUUUACUUCAAUCCAUAGUCCAUUCCUUUUCCCUGAUACUCUAACAAUGAACUAUCACGCGUUUCACAGGCCUGCACUUCCACUCUGCCAGCCAUCAUGGUUUUGAUAAGGUCGCCACUUCUUCAAGGUUAGAGAGGUGUUACCAAGCUAUCUCAUUUACAAUUCAUAAGAUGUUACGUAGUCUCCUAAAAUUUUAUUGCUCUGCCUACUAACCCCUGGGUAUCGGGGCAGGGUGAUUUGCCUCGCAUUCAGCCCUAAAGAGAAUAUAUUUUUUCGUCAUUUAGAGUAACGCACCUGGUUAGGAGUGUUUCCGUUUGUUUUUCCGACGAAUUAAAUCCAGGAUUUCCUGUUUUUUUCUCAACAUCGCUCUGUGAUUGGUUAAGGUCUUAUGCAUCAUCCUCUUAUCCAAUCAGAUGCAAAACCAACACCAAUAGCAACUUGGUUACAACCCAGCGGUCUAACGUCUACGAAUGUGCCAACGUUAUAGAAGCUAGGUUCCAGGCUCCUAGGGCUGUCGACAUAAAAUUGUCUUGCACGAGUUAUAAACAAUUACACAUAUUACAGGGUAGUUUCUUAUGUUUCCUUUCGAACCGCGGCUGGCCAAAGUUGGUCUCUUUGUGCAUGCUUUACCUUAGACCACUGGUUAUUGAUAUUUCCUCAUGUUUGAUUCCACCUACGUGUAAUUCUUUGCGUUCUUACUUGCCUCUUGUGAUAGUUUGCAUUUUUCUGGUCAGCGGUUGUGCUUUUUUAAGUUGGUUUCAGUUUUAGACACUCAAACGUAUAGAGCUCUUCGGAAGUUAACUAUUUUUAAAAAAGAUUUUAUCAUUGGGUAAUAAUUAUCAUUUCUUAAUCGCUCAGGUGGAGCACUGAAUGCUACUCUCACUCUUCUUACUGAACUGGUUACUUCUGGAAUAAAAGGAAUGGGAUUUAAAGAUCUCUUCCAGGUAUGACUGACCGGCAUUUAAUUUCUCCUUACCAUAUCACCCUUAAAUCAAACAGUAAGGUCAUGAGAAUAAAGGAGCUGAUCACCUACUAAAGAAGCUAUUGAUUGUUAGACAAAUUCUCCAUGUCGACAUCUUAGGAAUUCUUUUGAGAACAGUAUGGAGAAUAUGCAUAUUGAUGUUAGGGUGUAAAGGGUUAACUUAGGGCUAAAUGAGAGGCCACUUUCAUUUAGGAAACCAUAAGGUGACUGGGGCGAACGGUACUGAUACUGAGUGUCAACAUCGCACUGCAUGAAUAUCACGUAACCCUGCACACCCUAACAUUGGUAUUAAUGUUCUCUAUACAAGAAAAAUUUUUGAUAAUUGGGAGCUUCCUAAAUUUGUGAUUAUUUUCUUUAUUCUCCAGACCUUAAUAAGCGACUCGGGGGGGGGGGGUGGUAUUGUAAGGCGAAACGAGUCUCUCUGAGGGGUUAAACUUGUACAAGUAGGCCUUAGGCACUAGAGUCGAUGAGAAACAUAUAAUUUGGCUUCCCUUGACGUUCAAUAUUCGGAAGAAUAGGAGAAGAGAAGGAACAAUACAGAGUAAGUGUGAAUGAAACAGCGUAUUUCUUGUCUCUCCCAGAACCUACUUGUGCAUUUGUGAGUAAUAUUUGAAAAUAAGGCAAGCUACGUCAUAACACUUUUGAUUCUUUCAUUCUUAGAUGUUAGUAUCUCCUAUUUACUCCUCAAGCCAAGGAAGUCAACAAACAAUCAUCCACAAACAGGUAUGGUUAUCCAGACUUUGUAAGAAAGCCUCUAGGAACAACGUGGUGCGAAAACCUUUCCUGAAAGAGCGCAAGACCAUAAUAACGGAAGGCUAUAAAAUUGCUGACCUAAAUCAGUUGAAUUUUGUUUUAUUAGGUUUAUUUUCAUUACUUCCCAGCUCCCUCUCUCAGCGACUUUCCCCCACCCUUCCCCCUCUAAAAGGAUUUUCUUCUCACAGUCUGAGUCUCUUCGACGCUCUGGAUACCAUGGCAACAAGGAAAAAUAGAAAUUGUUUUAACUAUUAUGACUGAGAAUGUGGCUGGGUUAACAAGUUGUUUCUCUCAAAACUGAAAAAAAAAAUUGAACAAGGACCAUGAUUGAGACCUGAUUAGCCAAUUAAAUUUGGUUUAUAAUUAACGAUCCAUGGAAAACCAUUUUCAGUGUAGAAAGUGCCACUUUUUUGUUCUGUCUUGUUUUACAAUUCCCUUAAACAUGCCGAAUUUUAUUUUGUUUUAAUUUUUAAUUUUAAAUUUUCCCCCCUUUUUCCAUUUUUCUUCUUUUCCCGCAGGCUUUCCACUCCAUUGCUAAGUGUGUUGCUGCACUGGCCAUGUCGUGUCUAUCCGAGGGAGAAUCUGUUGUAAAUCAGUUUGUCAGAGAUAUUCAGGUAAAAAUGAGUUUUAAUGUAAAGUGUUAAAUUUAUGUUUUUGUCAUAAUUCUACCUUUGAUCAAUAAAUAUUAUUAUGUGCUUAUUUUCUUUUUAUCCACAGAGUGAAAAGGUCGCUGAUCCGUUACGUUUGUUUUCUCUGCUGUCAUUGGGUGAAAUAGGAAGACACAUGUACGUUGGUAGAAAAUUCUUCUUUGUGUAGCCUGCAUUACAAGCGUUUUUGGGCCUCCUCAAAGGCCCUUGUGCUUGAAUUUCCCCUUACGGCCCCUCUCCCGGCACAGCCUCCUAUUACAUCAUCGGUGACCACUUGCGAAAAAGGGGAAAGUUACAGAAACCCCUGGAGUGUUGAAAAUUCCAUCGAGUGUUUGAAGCACUUACUCGAAAGCAGAGGGCGCUCAGAUUACCUGGGAGAAAAACUCAGUGGUGGGGGCUGGGGAAAUGUCAUUAAAGGCUGUCGCCAAGAGCGUAUCUAGGGGGGGGGGGUGUCAUGGGACCUCCCCCCUCCCCCUCUUCCUCUCUACCACUUUGUAUAGCCUUAGAAAAAUUUAUCGGAGCAAAUUUAGGACUAUCAUUUUUGUCCUUUCAGUGACUUAAGCGGUCAUCAAGAACUAGCUGUGGCCAUCUUAGAUUGCUUCUCGUCACCAUCAGAGGAAGUAAAGUCAGCGGCUUCUUUCGCAUUAGGUUUGAUCUACUGCGUGUAUGUUAACUUCAUUUAGAUCUAAGACGAAUAUCAAAGUCUUUCAUGAAUGAGCUAAUUAAAUGAAUGUGGCUGUCGAUGGUGGACAAAUUUUCAACAUAGCGUAGAGAGUAAACGUGUGUUGCUUUGGUUUUGGGCUACUUGCUCAGUAUUUGGUCCAGAAAACCCACGCCACUCUCUUGGCCAAUUGGAUGUAACACUUGUUACAAUCUCUCAGUUAGCGCCGCUAUCGCUAUAUUUCAUUGAUCUGGUGGGCUGUUUUUCACAGUGCGGCUUGCAAAAUUCAAAAGUUUGUUUGAAUUAAAAUCUCCCCCUUCUAUUUGAACCAAGAAAUAUAAUGAAUAUCUUAUUAACCUCGUUUUUCUUGGUCCGUAUUGGAAGUUACAGAACCUCGUUUUUAUUUUUCGCUCGAAUUUAUAGCCUGCGCUUCGCGUUUGGGGCUAAAUCCGAGCGAAAAAAGCUCGGUCCAUAACGUACAGUACGGAACUCAAACUCGGUUGGUAAGAGAUAUUUUUACAUAAGGAUUUACGCUACGUUAUUUUGUGGCCCUUAGAUAUGUACAAAGCCCCAUUUUGUGUCUUUGUGCCCUUUCAUCGUUAACCCUGUAACUCCUAUGAGUGACCAAGACAGAAUUUCUCCUCACAAUAUCAAUCAAAUAUCAACCAGAUAAGUGAUGAGAAUAAAGAAAAAUAUCAAUUUGGGGAUAAUUAGUUGAUUCAAUACUAAAUUCUCUGAACUAACAUCAUGAAAAUUGUAUGGUUGACAGUAAGAAGAAUUACAAAUUUGAUCUGGGAAUUAAAGGGUUAAAACUAUCGUGGCCCGUCACCUUUCUUUUUAACUUUUCUGUUGUUGUGUCUCUUCUGUGUAGGUAAAAUUGCUGCGGGAAAUUUGAACUUGUAUUUACCAUUCCUGCUCAAGGAGAUUCAAGCAAAUCCCAAGAGGCAGUAUCUAUUGCUUCAUUCUCUUAAAGAGGUGCGAAAAUUUACCAAAAAAAGUAUGUACUAGAAUUUACACGUGAAGAAGGCUCUUUCUUGCCAGAAGGCAGCUGACACGGGACAAAGGUGCAAGAAAAAUAAAGGAAGAUAAAAACAAAGACGAGAGAAAACGCGGUGGGCUAGGUACUAAUGUAGUGUGACACCUCAGCCCUUACUCUCACAGUGCACAUCUGAGUCUGCUGAGUAGUAUAGAUGGGUACCGGCAUAAUGUUAGAGAAACUCUAUUAGAUGCUUGGGAGUAACGCUGCCAUGAACUGGCUUCCCAUCCAGAGGAUAGAUGCAAUGCUCCUAGUCGCUUCAUGCGACGAAAACCGUAAAAGCUCUUGCAUGAUUUGCCUGCGGGCUCGUUAGCUGACUUUUCCGGCUCUUGUAAACUUCGCUAUUCCUUUACAUGUCCAAUACUUGUUUUUGAUGGUGAUUUUCCACUAGGUGAUCUCAUGUGAAGCAGGAAGUCCAACAGGAGUUGAAGCUUUAAGACCAUUUAUUAGCUCAAUAUGGUAAGAAUGGUGAUCAAAUGGGAUAUAUGUAUAAACAUGUCCUUGUUCAACUUCUCUGUAAGCGUUUUAUACCUCUUUUGCUGCAAAUUUUGCAAAUAAGUUUAUUGUCAUGAAGGUGUGCCUCCCGUGCUGUAGAAGUCUCUUGUUCAACUUCUCAGUAAGCCUCUUGACGCUCUUUUGUGCAAAUUUUGCAUAAAGUGUGUUGUCAUGAAGGUGUGCCUUCCGUGCUGUAGAAGUCAUAGUUUCAGUAAUUAUUCAGUUGAUUUUCUUCCCGCAGGACUUUGUUAUUCAGUCAUUGUGAAAGUACGGAAGAAGGAACGAGGAACGUCGUUGCCGAGUGUUUAGGGAAACUGACUCUUGUAGAUCCAUUGCACCUUCUGCCACAACUUAAGGUAUGUGACUGUACUAAAUAUACAUCCCAAUGUAAACAAGUGCAAUUGGGUGUCUACGAAUCCAGAAUCAUCGAUGAAAGCAAACAAAUUGACUACGUUGAGUCAGAAGCCUCAAUCAAUUUCCCUCAUACAGGAUUUAUAUAAAUUGGACUCAAUACCUUUUAACGAUACUUGUCAUGGGAAGCUGAAAUUUUCACUCCCAUGAUCAAAGUGUCAACUCUCUGCACUAUCUGCCGAGCAUUUCGUUUAAUGUUAGAUCUGAGAAUUAAGUGUUAAAUCGAACAGAAUCCCGUCUUUUUUUUUCAUUCUUCUUUCUCAUUGGCGUUCUGUGCGAAAAUAUUUUGUUAAUUAUUGAAGAAAAUCAUUGUGUUCAAUCCAUAGGAAUGAAAGGAUUAAUGUAGUUUUAGCUUUAAGAAAUUAAAAAAAAUUGAAAUAAACGAAUAAACAGGCAUUUAACCAGUGUAAGGUGAUUUGUUAUUAAUUGAUCUAUUGAUUUGUUACAACUCUGGAAAAUUGGUAAAAUGUUAUAAGUAGAAUUUCUUUUGUUUCAAAGUGUUUAUUUAAUGAUCCUUGUUAACCACUGAAGUUGCCUGUAUUUUUUAACAAAGCACCUGUUGUAAGCGACUGUGCUUAUUUCUCCUUUGUCAAAAUUGUUUUCUACUUUAUAACACAGGACUACCUGAACUCAGACUCAGCCUUUGCUCGGAGCACUGUGGUGACAGCUGUAAAAUUUACCAUCUCGGACCAUGUAAGGAAAUUAUUGAUAGCGUUAUAUUAUCUCGCCUGCGUACGAAACGCGCUGAAGGCGUAACCUCUUGCUUUGUUGAAGCAGGUUGGCGUGUGAUGAAUGAGCCAGACUCUUCCCUUGUGCACCGCCAAUUUAUCCACAAAUGUCCGGGAAUAUCUUGAAAGAACAUACUCAAAAAAGAUAUCCCUUUAUAUUUGUAUGAAGGAUAACCUUGAAACAAGGUUGGUUUGGGAAAGUUCAUUUUACUUACGGUGUCCUGAAGAAAAAAAAAUGGUUUAUUUACAUGUACUGUGUAUACGAUUCAGGCACGAAAGGUCGCUCAUGGUUUCUUUCACUGUUUAUUCAGCCUCAGCCGAUCGACAGCCAGCUAAGAGGAUGCAUUGGAGAUUUUCUCAGAACAGUACAGGACCCUGAUUUGGUAUGCUCUACCUGUUCAUUUUGUUUUUCCACCGGGCCUAAACCUUUUUGUUUUACCCUGCAGUGUGGAGAAUCUUCUUUGAAUCUUCUCUGUUUUGUUUGUUUUACUCAGAAUGUCCGCCGUGUCGCUUUAGUUACAUUCAACUCAGCGGCUCACAAUAAACCGAGUCUCAUCAGAGAUUUGUUGGAACAAAUUCUUCCUCGACUGUACAACGAGACGAAAGUCAGGGUAGGCUAAACUUUGAUAUUUUGCUUUCGGUAAAGAGUAUUUCUAACUUGAGUAACAGUUUUAAACUUAAAAUAAUUUGCUGGACGUUAUUUAGCAGGGUAGAUUGCCUUUAACUUUGAAGGCUGCGAGUAGGUCCUCUUUUUUAUUUUCCCAACAAGAAGCGUGUUCCUCUACCCGCGGGAAGAUUUGAGAGGAGUUGGGGCGAGAUCUACCGGAUGUCUGGCGUACUAGACUCGUUCCAGACCUCUCACCUCAAGGUGUCAUAUUUUCCCGCGGGCACAGAAACGCUUUUGACGAAGCCUUUUCACACAUAGUAAAUGUGAUGACUGUCUUCUUCCUUUAGAAAGAACUCAUUCGCGAAGUCGAGAUGGGACCGUUUAAGCACACUGUUGAUGAUGGCUUGGACAUCAGAAAGGUACCUAAUGUUUCUUUGUUCGUGUUUAUUUGGUAAAGUAAACGGGAAGUGAUUGUUCAAUGCGCUAUAGUGCCGCAGGCAUCCAAGUGAAACACCUGUCGCUUACAGUUGCAAAGGAAUAUAGUUAAAUUUUACCAUCUAGAUAGGAUGGCAAAUAGAUAAAACCUUUUUUAUGUUUGUCCCUUCUUUGUUACUUUAUUUGUUUAUUUUCUGUGUUUGCCUUUGAAAAGUGCUUUGUUGCUGCGGGACAUAUUUUGCCUCUCAGUUAAGUUUAAUUUGAGUUUUACUUUCCUAUUCUCCAUUCACACCAAAGAUAAAACUCAUUUUAAGCUGUUUUGUCAAAUAAAUUAUUGUCUUUAUUGAAUUUACGUAAGGUGAUGUUUGUUUACUUCAAAUGAUGAAAGUAAAAGUUAGUCAUUACUUGAACCAUUUGGAAAAUUUAGUAAUUUCAUUCACUUAUCUUCCCUCUUACUUGUGCCAAUGAUGAUAUUCCGGGAAGGCGCACUUUUACACUGCAGAUGCUCUGUAUCCGCUUUGGCACUUCUCCGUAUUUUAGUUGUGGAAAAGGAAAAUAAAUAAAUGGAAAGAGUUUGUGUUCGAAUGUUGUGGCUUUUAUUUUGAUAUUCGCUUCGUUGUGAUUUUAGGCAGCGUUCGAAUGUAUGUAUACACUUCUCGACACAUGUCUCGAUCGCCUCGACAUCUUCGAGUUCUUGAGCCAUGUAGAAGACGGACUUAAAGAUCACUAUGAUAUCAAGGUUUGUACAGCGGUCACUUUUCCACUCUAAGUCGAACCCAAACGGAAUGACUUGGGUAAGCUUAGAAGGGAAUGAGGAAACCUUCGAUCACCUUUAGCCCGUGACCCUUUGACCCCUAAGAGUGAUUAUCACCUACCUAUUUCUUCCUAUAACAUCAGCCCUGAAUGAAGCCUUUAAGGUCACGAGAAUAAAGGAAAUGAUCACCAACUGAAGAAGCUAUUGAUUGUCAAAGAAAUUCUCCUUGUCAGUACUUUAGGAAAUGUAUAGAGAACGGUAUGGAGAAAAUGCGUAAUGAUUUUGGAUCGGAAAAGCUAAGUGCAACGUGGUCAGUAUAGGACAUCUUAGGAUCUUUUUUUCCUUUUGUCGUUGUUGCUAAAUUCUAUCAGGGGUGGAAUGUUAAAUUUUCUUGUUGUGGAAUUGUGGAGUAAUGUAGAGUACUUGCCACGUAGGUCAAAGGCUAAUAAUCAGUGUUAUUGAUUCAGAUGCUGACGUUCCUGAUGUUAGUGAGACUGUCUUCUUUGUGUCCUAAUGCUAUAUUACAGCGUGAGUAUUCACUAGAAAAUUACCUUACGUUUGUUUUCUCUUCUUUCUUUUCUUUAACUCUUUAAACCCUAAGAGUGAUUAGCAUCUAAUUUCUCCCUACAAUAUCAUCACUGAAUCACAAAUGAAGGUCAUGAGAAUAAAGUUAAUGGUCACUAGGGAAGGAACCUUUUGAUUAGCUAACAAAUUCUCCUUGUCAGCACCUUAGGAAAUGUAUGAAGAACGGUGUGGAGAAUAUGCAUAAUGAUGUUAGGGUGUAAAGGGUUGAUAUGAUAAACUGAAUUACGCGGGCAUUUUGACUGGUACUUAUAAUCUAUUGAAGGGCAGCUGUACUGAUGACCUCACCAUUAAGAACAUUUUCCUUUUUUUCAUGUAAGACGUCUGCGCCCCUUGUGCCACUGUUUUUUUUUUUUUUCUUACCCCAUUUUGACGUCGUCUAAGUGCACAGCAACACUAUGUUCAUUAAAUUCAUUGAUUUUUUUUUCAUAGUCCUCAAAUAUACGCGUAUUAUUGUGAUUGGGUGCGAUGUUGUCAGUUCGAGUGAAGGGGAGCGUUUCCUCGGGAUACGUUGUUAAUUUUUAUUUUCUUUGACCCUAGGUGUGGAUAUCCUCGUGGAACCGUUACGUGCGACGUUGCAAACGAAGGUGAAGGCAAAUUCCGUGAAGCAAGAAUUCGAAAAACAAGACGAGCUGAAGAGAUCGGCGCUGAGAGCUGUAGCUGCCCUUCUGUCGAUUCCAGAUAGUGGUAAGUAUUUUUGAAUACACACAACGACGUCAAUUACAGCAAAAAGAGGAAAAAAAGUGAAUUAAAGUUAAUAGCACCGAUUUCACAUUGUUUUAUGCACAUGAAGGUUUCCGAAAGUGCAAUGUAAGCAAAGCAUUCAAAGUAAUAGCAUUCGACAAAGCUGGAAGGUCUUUCAAUCAAACGCGCCCGAAGACCGAAAUGACGUUGCAAAGAGAAGCAAAACCAAUGCUAUCCCGGAUUAGUCUCGACAUUCAUUUGAAAAUUACUCUAUCUAAUCAAGGUAAAACUGGCUAGCAAAAUUUUGUGGUGGGCGGUACUUGUCAAUGCUAGAUUGUUCAUGUGGGAGGGGUGUUUGUAGAGACGUGGAUAGGAUAGGCCAUUCUUUCAUUUCCUUAGAGCUGACAUUCAUUUUUUUCUUUCUAAGCCAAGAAAUCAAUUUUAUUUUUCUUCUUCUUCUUCUUCUAGAUAAAAGUCCCUUGCUCAGCGAAUUCCUCGCGCAGAUCAAAUCAAGUCCUGAGCUGUCCGCCAUGUUUGAUUCCAUUCAGAGAGAUGCUGGUUCAGCGGAAAGCAUGGACACUAGUUAA